Phyllotreta striolata is the source of this 1635-nucleotide messenger RNA. Lineage: Eukaryota; Metazoa; Arthropoda; Insecta; Coleoptera; Chrysomelidae. The record is from the annotation of a GenBank genome assembly.
GCAAUAUUUUCAAUUUUGGCAAUUCACAAAUUGCGUUUGUCAUGAAGAGGUAUCGAAAAUUUGUUUAUCAAAUAAUGUAUUCUUUAAUUACUUUCUUGUCCACGAGUACGAUCGAAAACCGUUCAAAAUGAAACUAGUGUCUCAAGAUAUCGAUAAAAACAAUGAGGGUCAAGUUACCCUUGUACCCGAAGAACGCGAGGAUAUGUGGCACGCUUACAACCUCAUAUCCGAAGGAGAUUCAGUUCGAAGUACGACAAUUAGAAAGGUUCAAACCGAAUCAUCCACCGGUUCUUCUUCGUCCAGUAGAAUCCGAACAACCCUUACCAUCACCGUAGAAUCCAUAGAUUUCGAUACUCAGGCGUGCAUGUUACGAUUGAAAGGAAGAAACAUUGAAGAAAAUCAGUACGUCAAAAUGGGUGCUUAUCACACGUUAGACCUUGAACUGAACAGGAAAUUCACUCUCAAGAAGCACGAAUGGGAUUCCGUGUCGCUCGAACGCAUCGACAUGGCCUGCGAUCCUACGAAGCUCGCAGACGUGGCUGCUGUCAUAAUGCAAGAAGGCCUGGCCCACGUCUGUCUCAUCACAUCGAGCAUGACUUUGGUUCGAGCCAAAAUCGACGUGACCAUCCCGAGAAAGAGAAAGGGAUACGUUCAGCAGCACGAGAAGGGUUUGGCAAAGUUUUACGAUCAAGUAAUGCAGGCUAUUCUUCGACACAUUGACUUCAAUAUCGUAAAAUGCGUGUUAGUUGCUUCCCCAGGUUUCGUUAAAGAUCAAUUUUACGAUUACAUGUUCCAAACAGCGGCUAAAACCGACAAUAAACUUUUACUAGAGAAUAAGUCGAAGUUUAAGCUUAUUCACGCUUCUUCGGGUUUUAAGCAUUCUUUAAAAGAGGUUCUUCAAGAUCCGCAGGUUAUUAACAAAAUAUCCGAUACGAAAGCUGCUGGUGAGGUGAAAGCACUGGAGGCUUUCUAUACGACGCUUCAGAUUGAUCCUUUGAAGGCUUUUUAUGGCAAGAAGCAUUGUGAAAAAGCGAACGACGAGCGUGCUAUAGAAACCUUGUUGAUAUCUGAUAGCUUAUUCAGAUGUCAAGACGUUCAACUGCGUAAGGAGUAUGUUAAUUUGGUGGAUUCUGUGAGAGAAUCUGGAGGAGACGUUAAGAUAUUUUCCAGUCUACAUGUCUCGGGAGAACAACUAGAACAAUUGACUGGGGUUGCAGCCAUUUUGAGAUUUCCCAUGGAAUUAGAAGACGAAGACGACGAGGAAAUCAAUUAAUUUUCAUUCGCUAUAAUUUAAACUGUUGAAUAUCAAUCAAUUUUUCUUGUUUAUUGAUUUAUUUAACUCCUUAGCUAAUGCAAAUUAUUUUUUAAAGUGUUACGUAUUUUUGUACAAUAUUUAUUUGCUCAAAUACAAGUUUAAUUUGCAGUACUUUUAAAUGAAGUUUUACAGGGGGUAACACAGUGGAAUUUGAAAAUGUUCUAAUCUUAAAUAAUCGGAUGUAAAUUAGUUUUUUAAUGAAUUGUUAUGUAUGUUUUGUAAUGGAAAUGUUGUUCUAAGUGUACAUUAGUGGAUUUGAUGUACAUUAUAGGUAAUUUAUUUUUUAGCAAAUUUUUUCGUAAAUAAAAUUUGAAUAGCAC